AUGCAGAAACGACGAACCGGCAGUCUGACAGCAAGGGACGGGAACGACGUGGUGAGGACAACCUGUCGUCCAAGAAGGGCGAAACAGCUGUAUCGCUGCGUUCCGACGGGCAAACAGACCCGUUCACCUAUGGGCUCCGUUGGAUCCGCAUCAGCACAGCAGCAGGUCUCUGGCUCGCUCUCUUCUUCGCCUCGUGUCUCAAUCGCGACGACUCAGGCGGAGGAGGAACCCCUUCUGCCAAUUUCCCGCUACCGGGGAGGACUCGAGGUGGCAGUGGCGGCGGGAGCAGAAAGUUUUCCAGCAGCAGCAGCAGCAGUGCGUUUACUGGCGGUCCUGACAGCUGAGACCGAUUGUUAG
This is a messenger RNA of Closterium sp. NIES-65, 357 nucleotides long. The record is from the annotation of a GenBank genome assembly. NCBI's taxonomy places the organism in Eukaryota, Viridiplantae, Streptophyta, Zygnematophyceae, Desmidiales, Closteriaceae.